AUGUCGCCCCUGUCGCCCCUGCCGGCGUCGUGGGCGAGGCGAGGCGGAAUACCGCGCGGCAGCGGGUACGGCGGGCAGCAGGAGCAGGGGUACUCGGAGGAGCGGAGCAGCGCGCGGCGGGUGGCGGACCACUACAGCGCGCGGUCCAACCAGACGCUCCAGGAGCGCGAGAGCAGCCCCAUCAUCCACCUCAAGAAGCUCAACAACUGGAUAAAGAGUGUUCUGAUCCAGCUGUAUGCACGCCCGGGCCACUGCGUGCUUGAUCUUGCUUGCGGGAAGGGAGGUGAUUUGAUAAAGUGGGAUAAAGCCAAGGUUGGCUACUACGUGGGAGUUGAUAUUGCUGAAGGCUCGAUAAAAGAUUGCAUGAUCCGCUACAAUGGUGACACAGAUCAACAACGAAGGAAGAAGUUUAGUUUCCCUGCACGACUUCUUUGCAUUGAUUGUUACGAGGCUCGUUUGGAUGAGUAUUUAUGUGAGGAUGCUCCUUUUGACAUAUGUAGCUGUCAGUAUAAAACUCUUUUACUAUGCUCAGCGGAAGGUUUGGAAUUUGGGAACAGUGUUUACUGGAUUAGCUUUGGUGAAGAGUAUGCUGAAAAGAAAUUCCCUGCAUCCAGACCUUUUGGUAUCAAGUACAAGGUUCACUUAGAGGAUGCUGUUGACUGCCCAGAAUGGGUCGUUCCAUUCCAUCUCUUCAAGUUACUCGCAGAGGAGUAUGAUCUUGAGCUGGUUUUGAUGAAGAACUUCCACGAAUUUGUGCAUGAGUAUUUGCAAAAGCCAGAGUUUACUGAACUGAUAUGGAGGCUGGGUGCCCUUGGUGAUGGAAGGCAGGACCAAAGCACACUGUCACAAGACGAGUGGGAGGUUUCCUAUCUGUAUCUUGCAUUUGUCCUUCGGAAGCCAGGGCAACCGUCUACCCAGCGGAGAGCAGACAACGCAAACAUGUUCCUCACCGAGGGUGACAUUGAGUUUCUCGGGAUAUAA
This is a messenger RNA of Miscanthus lutarioriparius, 981 nucleotides long. NCBI's taxonomy places the organism in Eukaryota, Viridiplantae, Streptophyta, Magnoliopsida, Poales, Poaceae. The record is from the annotation of a GenBank genome assembly.